GCAGGGAAAGACAAAAUGGAGGAAUUACCUGUCUGAGCGAAAAACGGAAAUAUUGCCUAAUAAUUGCCAAACAAACUACAUUGCUGGAUGAUUGUUUUGGUUAGACAGGUUGAUUAUUUGUUAUUGUGACCGCUUCAUUUGUAGCUACAUUUGAAUUAUACCUAGCUUUCGAAAUGUUAAAAAUUUCCAAAAUGUCUGUGACACUCUUGAUAUACGCCCUCAUGUUCUUAGGCUCCACCACGGCCAUCUCGGUUAGCUGUCCCACGAAGAAGUACGUGGUCAUCCUCUUCCAGCCAGUCACCCUCAUCUGCAACUACCAGACAUCCUCCACCCAGCCACCCCUGGUCACCUGGAGGUACAAGUCGUACUGCCGGGACCCCAUCCAGGCGGCCCUGAACCCCAGCAGUGCGGAUAAUGCCCUGUCCCAGGCCAACCCCAACUACAACCCCAACAUCGAGUGUGCGGACAGCCAGAGGACCGUGCGUACGGUGGCCUCCAAGCAGGGAAGCGCCGUCACCCUGGCAGAUUACUACCAGGGCCGAAAGAUCAGCUUCCUCAACAACGCAGACCUCAACAUCGCGCAGACGGCCUGGGGCGACAGUGGCGUGUACGUCUGCUCCGUGAUGUCCUCCCAGGACCUGACGGGAAACAGCGAGGACUACACCGAGCUCAUCGUGUUGGAGAGAAAGUCUAAUACUACAGACCUCCUGCCUGGCAUUGACUUACUGGUUAUGGAAGAUGCGUUGCUGGUAGUGUUGGUGGUGCUGGGCUUCCUCCUGCUACUGCUCCUGAUUGGGAUCUGCUGGUGUCAGUGCUGCCCCCACACCUGCUGCUGCUACAUCAGCUGCCCCUGCUGCCCCGAACGCUGCUGCUGCCCACGAGCAUUGUACGAGGCAGGAAAGGCAGUGAAAUCGGGCGCGCCCCUCAGUCAGUACGCCGUCCCCAGUCAGUACGGCGCCCCCACCGUGUACGCCCCCAGCAUGUACGCCCAGCCUACGUACGCAGGGGGUAUGAAUCCCCCCGCCAUCCCCAUGCUCCCCCUGCCCAACUCUGCAGCCGGCCCGCCCCCACCCAACGGAUACAACCGUGACUACGACGGAGCCAGCUCAGUUGGUCAGGGAUCCCAGGUGCCCUUGCUGCAGGACGGUGGAGGAAACCCGACUCGCAGUGGCUAUCGCAUCCAGGCCACGCCGGAUGGUAACCCCACCAGAGUGCUGUACUACAUGGAGCGUGAGCUGGCCAACCUGGACCCCUCCCGGCCAGGGGACGCCGCGGGGAAAUACAACCGCAUGGAUGUGAUGAGUGAGGUGAGCUCUCUCCACGACGGCCUGGACCCCAGAGGUCGGGGGCGUUCCCAGGCGCCCGCCCUGCCCACGCUCCUGGACCAGGAGGACAACAUGAGCACCAUCAGCAGCGUGUCCCAGCAGGGUCGCCGUGACGAUUACCCGCGCCGGGGGUACGGGGCCCCCCGGGGCCGCGCCCGCUCCAUGGACAACCUGGACGACAUCGGCCGCGAAUACCGCCGUCGCGACGACUACCCCCCGCCCCGGAGCGAGGACAGGCCUCGAGCGGGUCGCAGGGGAUCGGACGAAGGGAGGAGCAGCAGCGGUGGGGGGCGGGGCGGCUACGACCGUGACAACCCCAGGAGGCGGGACUACUCCCCCGACAACCGUCCCCGGGGCGACCUCCAUGGCAAGCGCAGCCGUAGCCGUGACGACCUGAUGGACCUGGAGCGGGGGCGAGGCGGGGGCGGGCGCGAGCCGUACGAUGACAGCUUCCUGCGGGAGGCCAUGGAGAGGAAGAGGCAGGGCGAGCAGCAGAGAGCGCGCAGCCGCGAACGUCUGGACAGCGACGGCGAUCGCUCCGACCGCCCCAGGGGCCCCCGGGGGCCCCCGCCCCUCCCCCUGGCCGCACCCUCCUCUGUCCCUGACCGGCGACUGCCCAGCGUCGACGUCUUGCCCCCGCCCUACAGCGACACCGAGAGCGUCUCCUCCUCCAAGAGGAGCAACCUGCGCAAGAAUGGGGCUGUGAGCAGAGAGAGUUUGGUCGUGUGAUGUCUGCACUGGGGAACCUUUUCGCCAACCAUCCACACCCACGGCUACAUCAACAGAACCUUUUUCAUGUAAACUUGUGGACGCUAACCUCUGUGUCACUUCAGCCUGUGUGGGUAGCCAUCGGUAGCAUGCAAUGUUUAUGAUUUCAUGAGAAUUCUUGGUCACUUUGCAGUAAGGCUACAUCAAUUGCUGUGAACUUAUGUAUUUGUUAACCAACAAACUACGUUACAGAUUUUUAUUUGCAUCAUUGAUUUGUGUUAACAGCAUUCAUUAAUGCAAAUUCAUGUUGGAAUGAUAAAAGCAGUUCAUGUAUUUGUUAAUAGCUAACUAAUAUGUUUUUUGUGUAGUUUGAUAAUAUAUUAAUUCUUAAUAAUAUGAAUAUUAAUGUAUCUAAUACAUUAGUUAGUGGUUAAUAGAUUAGCUAAAGAAAAGUUAAUUUCCUGCUUAAUGUAUUUGUACAUGAUUAAUUCAUGUUAAAAAGUAAAAUUAGUUGAUGCCAGUUCAUGUGCCCUUAUUGUAAAGUGUGACCAAAUUCCCUAUUGCCAUCCCAAUUAAAUGUGCUUCAUCUCAGCCUAUUUCAAUUUUAACUUGAGAUUUUAGAUCUAUGUACAUAAGAGUUUUUGUUUGGGAAUAUUACGGGGAAAAUUUGGUUUUUAGUUGAAAUACAUUUAAUUUUCUAAAAUAUAUUUCUUAUGAAACAUUUUAUGUAGUUGUAUUUUCCUUUUUUUUUUACUGACUAGUUAUUGAUAUUUUGUAUUGUGAUCAUAUGGACUUUAUCUCCUGAAAUGAAGAGAUACAACUGUUCACUUUUAAAUAAAAAAUGAAUUGUGCUUGUUUUUCAGCUGAAAAAGAAUCAGAAUCAUAUUGCCUUGUUGUUGAGGUAUUCUCUAUGCUAAAGAUUCAAUCAUUCCGGCUUUCUUUAUCAAUGGCUGUGGUCAGGUUCUAGAGUUUGGCACAUAAAGAUGCCAUCACCAAAUACUAACAUUUCACUAAUAAAGGCAGUUUCCUGAUAUCUUAAUCUUAAGCUUCCUUGUAAAUUAAAAUGUUUCACUGAUCUUUUGUGAUCCUUUUUCACUAAUGAGGUAUAUUUUAAGCCUUUUUUACUUGUAUACGCUAAAUAAAUUCUUGUAUGUUAAUAGGUGUUUUUUUUCAGUAAUAUCCCUUAUUAUUACCAAAGAAUAAAAGUAAUAAUAAGCUGGCUUAUUCAGGUCCGAGGGGAUAUAACAUGGUAUUAAUUGGCUUGAGUGUGUAUGUAUAUUUGUACAGUUUUAUGAUUGAACAAACAUUCAAUAAACCUAAAUGUGUCCAGUGCUGUACGUCAAACUUCACUUUACAAUAAAGCAUUUUUAAAAGUC
Messenger RNA from Conger conger (European conger), 3409 nucleotides. It is a transcript of the gene lsr, whose product is annotated as lipolysis stimulated lipoprotein receptor. Gene Ontology annotation, biological process: establishment of blood-brain barrier; tricellular tight junction assembly. The coding region runs from base 174 to 2054 and encodes 626 amino acids. The transcript has 11 exons. The record is from RefSeq and is a predicted model, not a curated record. Gene Ontology annotation, cellular component: plasma membrane; tricellular tight junction. Lineage: Eukaryota; Metazoa; Chordata; Actinopteri; Anguilliformes; Congridae.